AUGCAACGCACUACACUGGCGACAUACGACGAACUGCUGACGGCAUUGAUGGAAAGUCGUCGCUUGUUCAUCGCGGCAAGCCUCACGGACUGCGGGCAUCCCCUGCCACCCGAGGUCUACUUGGCGGAGGGGGGAUCCACUUACUACUACUUCUACGUCGUGCCGGGCGAGGCAGGGGAAGACGUGCUCGUUGUGGAAUAUCCCGGCUUUGCCCUCAGCGAGACCGGGGAGACGACAGUCGUCAUUAUGAAUAGGUUCUUCGUCUCCCGAGAUGGAUCCGUCUCGGUCAAGAUCAAUCAUUACAAUAGCUUCACCUGGGAAGAUGAAUACCCCUUUCCCGAAGGAUUCCAGUGCGUCCUUGGGGAGUCCGCCAGGUUUCGCUAUGACUCAGGCGAUACGUACGACUCAUUUUCAUCGUAUAGCGAAUUGGAAACUGCAUUCUCGGAAGGGAAACACAUCCGAGCUUCAUUUGACUCAUCUGGCUGCGUCUCGCCCAACGACACAAUCCCCGACAUUGCUGGAGAGCGAACGUAUCUUUUGACGCUGCCAUGCGUUUCAGAUCUGAAGAUAGAUCUGAUCUCCUGGAGGUCGUUCCACGACCUUGAAAAAACGGAAUUGACAGAUUACUCGGAAGUUGUGCAGGCGGAACUGGACGGAGCGGUAAUGUCGAUAAUGCUGGACCUCGAUGAAUGCGUGGACCCGACUGGCCAACUUGAUCUUUCUGGUUCGGUCUUUGGGUCUUACUUCCAAGACGUCGUCAUUUUAGACCCCGAUACCGCGGAAGCAGUGCUGUAUGGCGGAGCAGGCGUUUCGACCAGCGAUCCCGUCAGUGGAAUCGCCUACAUCUUCUUCGGAGUGAUGAUCGAAGCGAGCAACAAUGCCGUCAUCCUCCCAGGCUACUGGCAUUUCAACGAAAACGGCGAAUGGGUGAACGACUACGGCGAUGCGAUAUUGGAAUGCUCCCUCGGCGGGGGUGUCACGAUCAUCAGGGAGGCAUGAGAGUUCAUUCGAGUCCUUUUCAUUCAUUUAUUCAUCCCGCCAAUUUCCGAUAAGAUUUCCUUCUCUAAUUCUUACCGAGAAUGGGUGGUCCAUGAAAUAAAGUUUGACCGA
Messenger RNA from Darwinula stevensoni, 1110 nucleotides. Lineage: Eukaryota; Metazoa; Arthropoda; Ostracoda; Podocopida; Darwinulidae. The record is from the annotation of a GenBank genome assembly.